AUGAAGUCAAUCUUAAAAUCAAAAACGCAACCACAACCACAACUUUCAUUAUAUGGAAGAAUUCCUCAUAAUGUAUUAGCAAAUUUAUCUUUAUCCGCUUCUACCUCCACUAAUGACAAAGUUGAUGAUUUUGGAGAAGAUUCUGUUUGGAAUAUACCGAAUGAAGCUUGGGAGUGGAAUACUAUUGAGUCAAAAAAUUAUUAUCAACAAUCAUCAAUUAAUACUUCGUUAAACUCAAAUAUUUCUUCUGCCACUAUCACAACCACCAAAACUUCUUCAAUUACAACGCCAUCAUCAUCUGCAAUCAACAUCAAUAAUACCACUACUAUUUCCGAUCAAUUAUCUCCAUACUUGUUCUCUAUGUCGGACACUGGAAAUCAUCUUGUGAGUGCAACACCUGAUCUUUUUGUGGUUAUGGCUUUAGAUAAAGCCAGGAAAGAGUAUGAAGUUAUUGGAGAAUUUAAAGGACACUUUGAACGAGGGUAA
Messenger RNA from Entrophospora sp. SA101, 486 nucleotides. Lineage: Eukaryota; Fungi; Glomeromycota; Glomeromycetes; Entrophosporales; Entrophosporaceae. The record is from the annotation of a GenBank genome assembly.